This is a messenger RNA of Cuscuta epithymum, 1976 nucleotides long. The record is from the annotation of a GenBank genome assembly. NCBI's taxonomy places the organism in Eukaryota, Viridiplantae, Streptophyta, Magnoliopsida, Solanales, Convolvulaceae.
AAAAAAUUUCAAAAAUAUUCUGGCCCUGAACAUAUCAUUGUAGCUGUGUCAGAACGAUUGCAUAUAAAAUACAAUCAGCAUACUACGUAUAAAGCUUUUGACUACCUGGUUAACCGAACACGAGUCUUAAAUAAUACUUUAACGGUCUUUGGAUUGAGAGGUUAGUAAAGGGGAUCUUUCUUUGUAAGAGCUAAGCUGUUAUUUGUUAUUUACUUGUUUAACUAUAUGCCUUGAUCCUUUCCUAUUACAAGCUCUGGCACAUUCUAAGUUUUCGAGAAGGCUAAUGCCUAAACAUUGUAAAAAUGUGUUUUUGCAAAUGGAGAGGAAAAAAUGAGAUGGUUUUAGCUUUGUGUGUGCCUCUUCUCACUUGAUGAUAUGUGUCAUGAGAAGCUAGGAAAUGGAGAAGAGCACUUCAAGCAAGGAAGAUCAAGGAAGUAAUGAUCGGAACACAAAGAUCAAGGAAGGCUCUUGGUUAAACCAGUUUCGGUAUGGCUCCAAUCCUUGGAUGGCUAGAUACGUCUACGGCUUUAUGUUCAUGAUCGUAAACUUGUUGGCAUGGGCUAUUCGUGAUUAUGGCUCAAUUCUUAUGAAAGAAAUGAAGAGGGUAAAAGAUUGCAAUGGUGGCGUAGAUUGUUUGGGUACUGAAGGAGUUUUGAGAAUUAGCUUUGGAUGUUUUAUGUUCUAUUUUGUGAUGUUUCUAUCUACAGCAGGAACAUCAAAGCUGAAUGGUUGCAGAGAAAAGUGGCACUCUGAGCGAUGGCUAUCCAAGAUGGGCAUGAUGCUUGCUUUAAUUAUACUUCCAUUUCUUCUUCCUAUAGAGAUCAUUUCAAUCUACGCUGAGGUUGCACAUUUUGGAGCCGGGGUUUUUUUAAUAAUUCAGUUGGUUAGCGUAAUCAGUUUCAUCACAUGGCUUAAUGAUUGUUGCCACUCCAAGAAACAUGGCGAUAGAUGCCACAUUCAUGUGAUGAUAUUUUCAACGGUUGCAUACAUCAUUUGCUUACUCGGGAUCAUCUUAAUGUACGUUUGGUACACACCAGAACCGUCUUGCCUUUUAAAUAUAUUCUUCAUAUCAUGGACUCUAGCUCUUCUCCAGGUUAUGACCAGCGUCUCUCUCCACCCAAAAGUGAAUGCUGGCUUCUUAACUCCUGGUUUCAUGGGCCUAUACAUUGUGUUUCUCUGCUGGUCUGCCAUUAGAAGUGAACCGCCUGAAGAAAAAUGCAUCCAAAAGGCGCAAGGUGCUUCUUCUAAAGCAGAUGUGCUUACUAUCAUAAGCUUUAUUGUUGCGGUCCUUGCAAUUGUGGUUGCAACGUUUUCUACAGGAAUUGAUUCUAAAUGCUUUCAGGUUCAGUUCUGGAAGGAUUCGGAGGUAGAAGUAGAGGAGGAGGAGGAGGAGGAGGAGGAUCACGUUCCAUAUGGUUUUGGAUUCUUCCACUUUGUUUUUGCGACAGGCGCCAUGUACUUUGCAAUGCUAUUGAUCGGCUGGAAUGCUCACCAAGUCAUGAAAAAGUUCACAAUUGACAUUGGGUGGACAAGUACUUGGGUGAGGAUAGUGAACGAGUGGUUAGCUGCUUGUGUGUAUAUAUGGAUGUUGGUUGCCCCAGUUGUAUGGAAAGCCAAGCAAGCAGGCGAAACCUAACCCCUGCCAAGAUUCGUUUUCUUCACUUUCAAAUUAAAGCCUUAGCUAGGAAAUUCACCUCUCAUUCUUUGUGCUGCAGCUCCGUCAAAGCUACAAAUAUCGAUGACAGAAACAUAUGUUAGUGAUACAUACAUACACCAUUACAUUGGGUUUGGAAUGAGAAAAAGUGCAUGGUUAUGUAAUUUUGAGUCGCAGGAUUUUUUCAUUACUUGUAAAAAUGAAUUCAAUGCACAAAAGUACAAUGUAUUGAAGGUUACCUUUACCAACAAUGAUAUAUUUGUAGCCCAAAUUCACAUAAAAUCUGCACUAUGAGCCUAUUUGGUAUUGCACAUUAAAACAA